Messenger RNA from Sycon ciliatum, 2616 nucleotides. Its product is annotated as serine/threonine-protein phosphatase 2A 56 kDa regulatory subunit gamma isoform-like. Gene Ontology annotation, cellular component: cytosol; protein phosphatase type 2A complex; nucleus. The record is from RefSeq and is a predicted model, not a curated record. The transcript is spliced from 15 exons. Gene Ontology annotation, molecular function: protein phosphatase activator activity. NCBI's taxonomy places the organism in Eukaryota, Metazoa, Porifera, Calcarea, Leucosolenida, Sycettidae. The coding region runs from base 195 to 1982 and encodes 595 amino acids. Gene Ontology annotation, biological process: protein dephosphorylation; signal transduction.
GCAAUCUGAACAGUAAAACAGUUGUGAAGGUGUCUAUCACUUUCUUGAAUCUUGUGAAUGUGAGUGUAUGAAGGUCCAUGACCACAAUAACCCCUGGUCCAUAGCUCACUCUGAGCCUGAAGUGAAGGGGGGAAAGUUGGAAAGGAUUUGGCAGUUGCCUCAUGUUUUAACGGAGCGGAUGAGGUAGCAGUUCGAUGAAGAGAUCUAAAAGCAAGGAGAAGACGGCCUCGAAGCCCCAUGAGGAUGGCAGCGCGGAGGCGCGCCCCCGGGCGUUUCCACCCGCGUCCGCAGUUCAGAAAAUCAAAUAUGCUCCUCCUCACAUGAAGAGGGACAAGUCACACAAGGGAUCCAGCCGUUUCAACAUUUCCUCCAAGCGCGAGCUGCAGAAGCUGCCACUGCUGAAAGAUUCUCCGCCAAGCGAGCGCAGUGACCUGUUCGUGCAGAAGAUUCGCCAGUGUGCUGUCAUCUUCGACUUCUCAUGCGACCCUCUCAGCGACCUGAAGUGGAAGGAGGUGAAGCGGGCCGCGCUGAACGAGCUGGUUGAGUAUGUAACUCACAACCAGGGUGUGCUGACGGAGACAAGCUACCAUGAAAUUAUCGUAAUGUUUGGAUUGAAUGCUUUCCGCGCCCACCCGCCCUCCACAAAUCCCAAUGGUGUGGAGUUCGAUCCGGAGGAGGAUGAGCCGACACUGGAGCCCUCUUGGCCCCAUCUUCAGUUGGUUUAUGAAUUUUUCCUCCGCUUCCUCGAAUCUGGGGACUUCCAAGCAGCGAUUGCAAAGAAGUUCUUGGACCAAAAGUUCGUUCUUCAGCUUCUGGAGUUGUUCGACAGUGAAGAUCCGCGAGAGCGCGACUUCUUGAAAACAACGUUACAUCGGAUCUACGGCAAGUUUCUCAACCUGCGUGCUUAUAUCCGAAAGCAGAUCAACUAUAUAUUUUAUCGAUUUAUUUAUGAAACAGAAAAGCACAACGGCGUGGCAGAGCUUCUUGAAAUUCUGGGCAGCAUCAUCAACGGCUUUGCUCUGCCACUGAAAGCCGAGCACAAAGUGUUCCUCGAACGGGUCCUUCUACCUUUACACAAAGUCAAAUCCCUCGCCGUCUACCACCCACAGCUGGCCUAUGGAGUGGUUCAGUUCCUGGAGAAGGACCCCACCCUCACAACAGUCGUUAUCAAUGGUCUCCUAAAGUACUGGCCCAAGAUGCACAGCCCAAAGGAAGUCAUGUUCCUGAACGAAGUGGAAGAGAUUCUGGAUGUUCUUGAGCCCAGUGAGUUUGCGAAGAUCCAGCGGCCGCUGUUCCACCGCAUUGCACAGUGCGUGUCUAGUCAGCACUUUCAGGUUGCUGAGCGUGCUCUGUAUUUCUGGAAUAACGAGUACAUUGUCAGCCUGAUCCACGGAAACUGCUCUGUGAUCCUGCCGAUCAUGUUUGGUGAUCUCUAUCGAAACUCCAAGAAUCGUCAGAAGGGACGGUCAUCGCUAUGGCAUGCUCGCACUAUUCAAGGCCUCAUCUACAAUGCGUUGAAGAUCUUCAUGGAGAUGAAUCAGACUCUGUUUGACGAGUGCACAUCGCAGUACAAGGCAGACUUGGCAGAGCAAGAACGCAAGAAGAAGCUGAGAGCAGAGUCGUGGGCAAAUACUACCCAGCGUGCCAACCAGAACCCACUGAGCAAGCUUCUGUUCAAGCAAAGCAUCAAGGAGCCAGCGGCCGAACCAGUGUCGCUGCAAGACACCGGCAGUAUUCGACAGAGUAUGAGCAACUCCGAUGAUGAGCGCAGCUGCAGUGGCUCUGUCGCCGAGGACGAUGCAGAUGCUGCUGUGACUGCACCAGAGCGUACCAAGGGUGUACAUGUACGGCGCAAGUCUUACCUGCCAGGUGAUUACGAGACCAAGGUGGCUCUGGACAAGUACAAGACGCAAGACGAGCAGCUCAACUCCGUCGGUGACACCCCCGCCCCCACUGCAGAGCCUGCUGCAUGCGAAGCGUAAUCGCUUGAGGACUAUGCUGGGAAAGCAGCGCCAGUCUGCUCUCUCUCUCUCUCUCUCUCUCUCUCUCUCUCUCUCUCUCUCUCUCUCUCUCUCUCUCUCUCUCUCUCUCUCUCUCUCUCUCUCUCUCUCUCUCUCUCUCUCUCUCUCUCUCUCUCUCUCUCUCUUAGUACGAGGACCAAGUCUGAGAAACUGCAUGACCAAUUACCCCACCCCUCUCAGGGAAGGAUUUUCAAUGAUUUUAUGCCGAAGCAUUUACACUGAUCAUAAAAAUUUGAAAAAUCUCAGAAAACCAUCCGUUCGUUCCUUGCCAAAUAUUGACUUGAACUUUAGGGUUGUGUUGCCAUGGUAAGCAAGGUGAUUCUCCUUCAUUUCGCAACCUGUGGAAGGAGCUUUUGAAAUUUUCUUUUUCUUUUGGCUGACUUGAGCUGCUUAGAAGCUAGUCUGAGGAUACGAAUAAGUGAAUGCACAACAAGUGAGUUUCGCCAAGGCGGCGGAACUAUUGGACGACCGCGCGUAUCAUGUUGCGGCUAGGUUGCGGCACAUAAUCAUUAUGUACUGUGUAUGGAUUAAUGUAUGCAUGACAAUCAUGAUUGUAUUCUCUUCGUAUCACCGAAAUAUUGCUGUUGCUGGUUCA